Messenger RNA from Dreissena polymorpha, 3526 nucleotides. Its product is annotated as kelch-like protein 4. Gene Ontology annotation, molecular function: protein binding. Lineage: Eukaryota; Metazoa; Mollusca; Bivalvia; Myida; Dreissenidae. The record is from RefSeq and is a predicted model, not a curated record. Bases 1121 to 2359 code for a protein of 412 amino acids. The transcript has 2 exons.
UUGUCAGUUUGUCAAUGAGCAGUCGCAUAUAGAGAAUAGAUAGAGCAGCCGAUAGGGCAAGCAAACAGUAGGGAGCUGUUUGGUUCAGUAGAAGUGUAGGCAGUGAACAGGGCAGAGUGAAUUCAUGGAUGUAUGCUUGUUUGAAACUGGAUUUAUCUCUUGUUAAGUCAUAAUCUUAUUUAUAAAGAUUUCAACAUAAGGGAUCCGGAAAGCUAACAACGCAGCCAUCAAAGAAAGGAGAGGUCCACAACGCAUGCACAGACGAAAAAUACAGAAGAAAAAAAACAAGACUUCAAAUCACAGAAACAUGUCUUGUAGACACCAAGUCAUCAAAAUACUCUGGAAUUCAUGCCACAGUUGAAUUAAGCGUGAUAAGAUACCUCUGCCACAAACAUUCUAGCUAUGAAAUACCCAGACAAGGGAAUCACAACAGAGUAGAAAAUAAUAUAUCCCCGUAACAAGAGGAUGUCCAGACUUAGUGCCAAAAUAAGUCUGCAGUAAGAUUAUUACCCCAGUGUAAAGACCGAUAAACAUCUUCGGAAAAAGUGCAAAGCUUCGGAUGAUCACAAUGUGUCAUGCAUUCUCUGACAAUAAUUGGGGCGAAUGAAACUGGCACAGUGAGAUUUGCAGGUCAGCGACAAAAAAUAAAUGAUAAAUUAAAUAUUAUAACUUCAAGGACCACCUGCACUGAAUGUUGAAUAUAAUGGGAUUAUUGAUAUAACUUCAUGGAUCACCUGCAUUUUUAAAUAAUAUACUUUGCAAUUGUGGAGGUACUCAGGUCAAGUGCUAAUUGUGACUGGUGAUAAAAAACAACAACUAGUAACAAGGAACAAAGUUCUAAAUGCUACCUUAUUAUACAUUGAAGUAUCAGACUGCCUGUCUGCAGCGACCACUGGUUAUUAUUAUAAUUUGACAUAUCUCCGUGCCUAUAAAUCAGUCAUAUCUGCAUAUAAAUUAAUAUUUAAAAUUCGUGACUAGACAGGGCAUUCACCUCAGUUACAAUGUUUUCAAGGUCGAUUGGUACAGUUUAAGAACUGAGAACUCAUUACAACAGCAAUCUCAUGCCUUAGAAAGCAAAUGUAGAUUUUCUCUUGUGUAUCCACAUUUUACGGAAUCUUCAAUGCACAAAAUAUGGUCAUCACAAGGCUGGGCAAUGGGGAAUCGUGACCAAAUGCGCGUAAAAAAGUCGCUGUUCCGGAAUGCGAGAAUGAAAAGAUUUACUCCAGGGAGUGCCACCAAUUAUCCCGAUCCUUCGAAACCUCCUGAUGGUGAAAUACACAGUACGGGAGAGGGAUCGAAACGUGUUAAAACGUCGCAGUCUUUUGAAAGUUUGUUUGACAGUGAAUCACUCAGUGAUAUUAUGGUGAACGUAAAUAAUGGGCAAUACGUGUUCAGCGCUCACAAAAUGAUCCUCGGCUUGAAAAGUGACGUGCUGGCAGACGAGUUAAAUCACCUGACACCGGCAUCAUCUGAAUCGGAACGCCCGGUGUUGUAUUUGCAUGAACCUCCUGAAUGCGCGCAGGUGUUCUGUCGCUUUCUGUACUUCAUAUACAGCGGAACAGUGUGGCUGCACAGAGAUUACGUUAUCGCCUUACAGAGACUGGCUCAGAAAUUUGACGUACAACCCCUUGUACUUCACUGUGAUAACUUUAUAACACAAAUUCUGGGCAACACUUUGGCAGGCUGUGACAUCCCGUCGCGAGGUUUUCCCGUUACUACCGUGUGUCAACUGUACGAGGAUCGUAGCCAGUCCUCUGAGGUGAAAGACCUCGCUUUCAAAGUGCUGUGCCUGUGUUUUAGUGACCUUGUUCAGACAGAGUGCUGGCCUCUGUGUUCGUGGCAACUAGUCUGUGACUUGCUCAAGAACGACUACUGUCAGGCGGAGGAAAAUGUAAUCCUGACGUCUGCAACGGACUGGAUGAAGAAAAACAGCCUGAACGAUAAGGCGCGGAUAGAGGAUAUUUUGAUAAACAUCAAGUACCCCCUGCUGCAUAAAAAAGUGCUUUACAUGAUGCAGAAGAAUGGUGCGUUUAAAAACUUUCCGCGUGUUCAAGAGCUUUUGAAUAACGCUGUCAAAUAUCACUGUUUUAAAGAUAUACCCGAGGCCCAAGGUGACUUUGUUGGGCCUCAAUUUACACCAAGGAGAAGACUUCCUGCGUUUGUGACAAGUGAGAACAAUAAUUACGCUGUUGAGGCUAGCCCAACUUCAAUGCGUUAUUCGGAUACGUCAAGCCGUGAGGAUGUGUCAUCAUACAUGAGCAGAGCGGAACUUACGAUCGUUAACAACAGUGUGGACACAAAUGAUAACGAUACCCAAACCAGUGUUCAGACAUUCUUCCUGAAUAAGCCUCCUAGAUAGUGUUCAAUUUUCAAAAAAAUGUUAUUCAGUGCUAAUUGUUGAAUUGUUUGCAAUCUUAAAGUUUGACAAGAUUGGAUUCUUCAAAUAUGACAGGAUUUAACCUUUACCACUUUGAUACGUAUUUAUAAACAUUUGUUGUCCCUUAGAAAGUAAAAUUUAAUUUAAGACCUUUCUUACUAAGUUCAAGUUUUAAAGGCUUCAAUUCCAACCCUUAGUUACUGAUGAGCAGCAAACAGCAUAAAACCUGAACAUACUGCAAGUUACUCGCAGGCUGUUCUGGUUUUAUGCUGUUUGCAAAAUCCAUUAUAACUUUGAUUCUUUUUGCAACCCCAAAAAUGCAGUGUUUUACACAAGCAUAUACAGACAGGGCAUGAACAUUUUGCAAGUGCUUAUUUAGGCAAAGUUUAACUUUGAUCAAAUAUAAAUUUCAUCAAUAAUAAACAUUGUCAGUUUUAUAUCUGUAUAAAGUUUAAAACUAUUUUUAGUAAUAAUAAUAAUAACUGCUAAAUUUUUAUUUUAUCAGAGAUAGUUUUAAAGACCUCAGUAUGACAUCAAUGUGCAUACUUGACAACACUAUAUAAUGGAUGUUUACGUUUUGUUUUUGAAAAGCUGUGUGCUUUAAGUUCAUUUCAACUAAUCGUUCAGUUGUGUAUUUGAUUCAGUCAAUGGUUACAAAUUGUCUGGUCAUGUUCUUGGCAAUGUUUGAUGCAUAAUAUUAGGCUAAGUCAUAUGUGCUAAAUAAAUACAUAUUACAUUUUCUACCACUCAACGCCAGAAUACCUGUAUUUACUACAAAAACAACAAAACAUUUCUUAUGCCAUGUUAUAACUUCGUAUAAUAGAAUAUCAAAUAGAAAGGAACAAUACAUUCAUUUCAUCAUUUAGUUAUUGGCAUCAUGACAACUAUUAUGAUGACGGUUGAUUUGUCUUUAUCAAAGCUCAUAUGUUACAUGUUUUCUCAUUGGUCAGCAUUUUAUAAUGAGAUAAUAAUUGAAAUUGAAUAAUUUCAUCGUUGUGGGGGCCAUUACAUAUUAUACUGCAUUGAACAGUGACUGCAUAGUUCUUCAACCAAGUUCAAACUUUAACCUUGAACCUGGAAUACAUGCUAAUGUUGUUGCUUUUAAAUAUUAUGACUUUGUUUUGUAAAAAAUAAAGAAUAACUCUCAUA